Nipponia nippon (crested ibis) is the source of this 668-nucleotide messenger RNA. The record is from RefSeq and is a predicted model, not a curated record. Lineage: Eukaryota; Metazoa; Chordata; Aves; Pelecaniformes; Threskiornithidae.
AUGUACUGGGGGCAGGUGGAGCUGCGUCAAGGUGGAACAUCACCACCUAGUCGUGGCGGUGAUGGGGGUGGCGAGCAAUUCUCAGCGCUGACUGAAGUGCUCUUCCGCUUUCUAACAGAGCCCAAGGAGGUGGAAAGGUUUCUGACUCAGCUCUCAGACUUUGCCACCAUGAAUAAAAUCAGCUUGGGCCCCCUGAAAAACAUUGUCAAAAGUAUUCUUCUGGUACCUAAUGGUGCCCUGAAGAGGAAUUUGUCUUCUGAACAAGUCAGAGCAGAUUUUAUUGCUCUAGGCCUCAGUGAAGAGAAAGCCAGUUACUUUGCAGAACAGUGGAAGGUGAAUUCCCCCACCCUAACACGCCUGGCUGUUGGUCAGACGCUGAUGAUUAACCAGCUGAUAGAUAUGGAGUGGAAGUUUGGAGUGACUGCUGGGAGCAGUGAACUGGAAAAAGUGGGAAGUAUCUUCUUACAGCUGAAGCUGGUGAUUAAAAAAGGGAGCCAAAUGGAAAACGUGUAUAUAGAGUUAACUUUGCCCCAGUUCUACAGUUUUCUGCAUGAAAUGGAACGGGUCAAGACCAGUCUGGAAAGCUUCAGCUGAAACUGCAUGGCCUGACCCGACAUCUGUCCAGGAUGUUUAUUUUCUCCUCGUGGGCCUGCAGAGCCGCUCUUUCC